AGCUUUGCCGGUGCGGAGGAGAAAUUCAAUAAUGAAGAUCCGGUGCGACGUGUGCGAGAAAGCCGAAGCCAGCAUCUUCUGCAGCGCCGACGAGGCUGCCUUGUGCCUUACCUGCGACCGCCGAGUUCACAACGCCAUCAAGCUUGCCGGCAAACACCUCCGCUUCUCCCUCCACCACCCUACUAGUACUACUCAUUCCUCUAAAGACUCCCCACUCUGCGAUAUCUGCCAGGAGAGAAGUGCGUUCCUGUUCUGCCGGGAAGACAGGGCGUACUCUGUCGGGAGUGCGACGUCCCCAUCCAUGCACGCUGCCAAUAACGAGCUGACACGCAAUCACAACCGCUUUCUCUUGACCGGCGUCAAGCUCUCUGCUUUUUCACCUCAGUACGACCCCAAGACGGUGAUGGCGCGGGGCUUUGUCGGCCGGGAGAGGUCGUCGACCGGAGGGGAGAGGAACGGCGACGGGCGGUUGAAAAUAAUAAUUAAAAGGAAUUUGAUUUUUUAUUUUUAUAAUAAUUAG
Molecule: messenger RNA, 520 nt
Organism: Linum tenue
Lineage: Eukaryota; Viridiplantae; Streptophyta; Magnoliopsida; Malpighiales; Linaceae
Source: the annotation of a GenBank genome assembly